Messenger RNA from Prorocentrum cordatum, 640 nucleotides. Lineage: Eukaryota; Dinophyceae; Prorocentrales; Prorocentraceae. The record is from the annotation of a GenBank genome assembly.
UCCGCAGCAGGACGAGUCCCGACAGCCGACCAAGAAGCAGCGCACCGAGGCGAUCACCGAGGGCAUCAAGGGCGUGAUCGAGCGCACCAGCGCGACGGGCGAGGAGAAGCAGGCCGCGGGUGUUCGCAGAGAGGAGAAGCCAGUGAAGGAGGCUGCAGCUGCGGAGUCAGGCGCUGCUGCGGUCGGUGCUGCUGGUGGUGGCGCCCCUGCUGAGCAGUCCCCUGCAGCCAAGGGCCGCAACAAGGGCGCCAAGGGCCGCAGCCGUGGGCAGUCGAGCGAGGCAGGCACGCCCAAGGCGGGCAAGUCCUCCGCGCAGGAUGACAGCAUCAAGGCCCUGACUACGGAGGGUAAGCAGAUCAUCUUGAGGUACCACACUUCGAUCGGGCUGGCAGACGGCAUAUGCUACAACAUCAACGAAGACAGCACCUGGGCAUGCCUCAAGGGCGACGACGACGCCAAGGCCUUGAUCAGGGCAGUGGCCGACGUCCGUCACGAGGCUCUCAGGAAGAAUGUCGGAGACGGGGAGUACAUCAGCCACCUGCACAGGCUGAGGGAGUUAGAUAGGAAGAUCAAGGAUCUGAUGAAGCUGACCUCUAGGGUCAAGAUGAUUCACAGGGUGAAGACUGCCGAGUCAGACUAG